CUUCCACCAGGCGUCUGACCCUAAUACGGAGUAGGAGACCACGGGCUUGAUCCAUGAUCCUUUCGUGUUGACUCCAACCCUUCGUCUGUCGCGCAUACGGUAAUCAGAGACAGCAGGUCAUCCCGCACUAUGGCGGGCGGCAAGAGACCAGAUGUGCACCCAGUCAUCGACUUGGAGAAGGAUAUGGUAGGAUGGGAGGGGGACGAUGAUCCGGCGAACCCUAGGAACUACCCUGUGUCCCGAAAAUGGUUUUUGAUGCUGUUGGUUAGCACCAUCACGUUCAUCAGUCCGUUCGCCUCCUCCGUCUUUUCCCCCGGUGUCGUGUACGCAGAGGAGGAAUUCGGUGUCACAUCGAGUAUACUUGGAACGCUGUCAGUGACUGGCUAUCUGAUCGGUUACGUGACUGGUCCUUUGAUCUUCUCCCCGAUGAGUGAGAUGCUCGGCCGACGGAUCGUUCUGAGUGGCGCCAACACGUUCUUCGUGGCCUUCCAGGUAGGCUGCGCGCUAGCUCCCAAUAUUUCGGCCUUGAUCGUCUUUCGCUUCCUCACUGGUAUCGGUGGAUCCGCCUGCCUGACUACGGGUGGUGGUGUGGUCGCCGAUCUGUUUGCAGCGGAGCAGCGCGGAAUCGCAAUGGCCGUCUAUACCACCGGUAUCCUGAUCGGACCCGUCUUGGGACCGCUGCUAGGAGGCUUCAUCGCCCAGCGAGCGGGCUGGCAUUGGGUCUUCUGGGUGCUGGUCAUUGCAGGCGGCACGCUCUCCGCCCUGGUCAUGAUCUUUAACCGUGAAACGAAUCCCGUCGUGCUCAUGCGCUGGAAGACCGAGCGCCUCCGCAAGGAGCUGAAUCGUCCCGAGCUCUACAGCUGCUACGAGCCAAAUGGGGGCGAUGCCAAAGGCUCGGCGUCGAGCUCCUUCGGCAAGCGAUUGAUCAUGCCCUUUUACCUCUUGGUCCGUUCGCCGAUUGUCUUUCCCGUGGCCACCUACCUCGCCACUCUCUACGGCUGUCUCUACCUGCUCUUCACCACCAUCACCGAUGUCUUCAAAAAGACGUACGGCUGGGACACCGAGAUCAGUGGUCUCGCGUAUCUCGGGCUCGGGGUGGGCUUCAUCAGCGGGCAGAUCUUCUUUGCCUUGGUCAGCGAUCGCAUCAUCACCCGGCUGAAGGUGCGCAACAACAACGUGUUCGAGCCGGAGAUGCGGCUCUCCAUUACCAUCUUCUUUGCCUUUUUUAUCCCGGUCUCGUUCUUCUGGUACGGAUGGUCGGCCAAAGCGAAAGAUUUCUGGAUUGUGCCCAUCAUCGGGCUGGCCCCCUUUGCGUUCGGCAUGGUCGGCAUUUACAACACGCUGCAGACCUACGUGAUCGACUGCUAUCCCCGGUAUGCGGCCUCAGGUACGGCCGCCAUGGUGAUCACUCGGUCGCUGAUGGGUGCCUUUCUGCCCCUGGCGGGGCCGCGGAUGUACGCGGCGUUGGGCUACGGGUGGGGAAAUUCCUUACUGGGCUUCGUCACGCUCGCGAUGAUUCCGGUGCCGGUAUUGUUCUACAAGUAUGGGGGACAGGUCCGGAAGUCGUCCGAACUGAACCUGUAAUGGCUUCCAGUGCCAUUGCAGUGAGCUAGUUGAAUCCCGGUGGUCUCUCCGACCG
This is a messenger RNA of Aspergillus ibericus CBS 121593, 1639 nucleotides long. Its product is annotated as MFS transporter. Bases 130 to 1584 code for a protein of 484 amino acids. The transcript has 6 exons. Gene Ontology annotation, biological process: transmembrane transport. Lineage: Eukaryota; Fungi; Ascomycota; Eurotiomycetes; Eurotiales; Aspergillaceae. Gene Ontology annotation, molecular function: transmembrane transporter activity. The record is from RefSeq and is a predicted model, not a curated record.